This is a messenger RNA of Trichoderma asperellum CBS 433.97, 1744 nucleotides long. RefSeq lists its product as uncharacterized. Lineage: Eukaryota; Fungi; Ascomycota; Sordariomycetes; Hypocreales; Hypocreaceae. The record is from RefSeq and is a predicted model, not a curated record.
AUGUUUUCAUUGAAAAGAACAGCAGUUCUGUCAUGGACUCUAGCCAUUUCUAGCCUCAUUAGUACCAAUAUUGGACAAGCUCAGGCUUCUCCUCCACAAGGCGCUGUCAAGAAAGAUGGCGCAGUUACCUAUCCCAGGGAGCAUAUUUCGUGGACACCGUGUGGCGACAUCACUGGUCAUCUCGUGGAGUGCAGUUCUAUUAAAGUACCGAUAGAUCAUUUUAAUAAGGACAAUUCAGGUAACAAGACUUUUAAUCUCUCCCUUGCCCGCCUGCGUGGCAACAAUACGAAUGGCGAUUCCAAGAACAUUUUUUAUAACCCGGGUGGCCCAGGUGCGAGUGCCGUAGGGUAUUUGUACGGGGUUGGUUCCGAUUUAAUAUCUAUUAUUGGAGAAGAUUUCAACAUAAUUGCCGUUGACCCCCGAGGCAUCAAUGGCUCGACACCUAUCGCGUCUUGCUAUGAGAGUGAAGGUAUUCGCGCGGUCAUGAGCAAGGUCCCGAUGAAUGAUCUGGUUACCGAUGCUCCCUUCUUUGGCAGCUGGGCCCCUAAUUUUGCCAAAUCUUGCUCUCACACUUCUGGAGAGUAUGGCAAGUACAUCAACACGCCUCAGGUUGCCGCCGACAUGAACAGCGUCUUGGAUGCCAUUGGACAGGAAGAUAUGUGGUAUUGGGGCCAGAGCUACGGCACACUCCUCGGUCAGACAUACGCUGGCCUCUUCCCCAACCGCACAGGACGCAUGACGAUUGACGGCGUGGUCAACCAAAUCGGGUGGUACAAUAAAACUAUGCAAUCGGAUUACACGGACGGCAAGCGUGUUUUCUGGGGCUUUUGCGACGAGUGCAUCAAGGCUGGCAAAGAAACCUGCCCUUUGGCUGCUCUGGCAGACAACGCCGAUGAUCUCAGCCGUGCCAUCGAAAGCUUUGGCGAAAAAAUCAAGUCCAACGAGAUGGCGGUCUAUGUCAAUGCGACGAAUUUUGGUAGUGUCAGCUAUUCUCAUAUGUGGUUCUAUGGCAUCUUGCCUGCUCUUUACAAAGCUCUCGCUUUCCAACCCCUGGCAUUCGUCCUCUCGGAAGCCAUGCGAGGCAAUGCGACUUUGGCGUACAGGGCAUUUGGUGGAGCAUUCACCAAUGCAGGAUCAGCAAUAAAAGACGAGUCCGUUUACUUUUACCGUCUGAAUGAUGGAGUCUCAGGGAACAAGUUUUGGCCACAGGAUAACGCAGGGAUGAUCAAGUUGCUUGAGCCGUAUUACGUCGUGAAUCCCUUGACGUAUGGCGCCAAUUCGUUUUUUUGGGCCAAGGCUCAGUGGCAGAUCCAGAAAACACACAGCUAUGUCCCCAAGCAAGGCGUCAAGACGAAGUAUCCGCUGCUGUUAAUGUCCAACCAGUAUGACCCGGUCACUGCGUGGGACUCUGCCAAUGCGACCUUGUCGGCAUUUGCCGAUUCGCGAUUAGUCACAUUGAACGCCUACGGGCAUUGCACAUUCUAUCAAAAUUCCGACUGUGCCAAUAACUACGUAAAGGCAUAUUUCGUCAACGGCACGAUGCCUUCUCCGGGCGCGACUUGCCAUGUGGGCAAGGAUCAAUAUUUCCCUCCUCUCGUUACUUCAUAGGGGCUAGAUAGCAUGAAGUACUGAAUCGGAAACAGUUUUUGAUGGUUUUGGCCUAUAUACACCAAUUCUAGGAUAAUUUGGGCGAUGGAGGCAGAGUGGUUAGAUAUUCUAUUGCCAUUGUAUGGUUGCGGUUCUC